AUGGCAUCUGAAUUUGCAUCACGACCACUUGGCUCCACAUUAGUCUUAUUUGACGUUGAUGGUACACUCACUCCGGCUCGUCGACAGGCUUCACCUGAGAUGAUCAAAUUGUUAGGAGACUUGAGGAAAAAGGUGGUGAUUGGAUUUGUAGGAGGUAGUGAUCUUGUGAAAAUUAGGGAACAACUUGAAGUCUCUGGCGAGAAUAUCUUGGACAAGUUCGAUUACUGUUUUGCAGAAAACGGUUUGACGGCUUAUAAAAUGGGAACAGAACUUUCAAGUCAAAGUUUUAUUAAAUUCUUAGGGGAGGACAAAUACAAGAAAUUGGUUAACUUUUGCUUGAAGGAGAUGUCCGAGAUAGAUAUCCCGGUGAAACGAGGUACCUUCAUCGAGUUCCGAAAUGGUAUGAUUAACGUAUCGCCGAUCGGACGUAAUGCAUCUGUCCAGGAACGAGAUGAGUUUGAGCAAUACGACAAAAAGACUCAAAUCCGAGCCAAGUUUGUGGAAAAAUUAAGAAAAGAGUUUGCUGAUUACGGUCUCACUUACUCAAUCGGAGGUCAAAUUUCAUUCGAUGUCUUUCCCAGCGGAUGGGAUAAGACUUAUGCACUUAAACAUGUAGAGAAAGAAGGGUUCAAAGAAAUCCAUUUCUUUGGUGAUAAAACUUAUAAAGGUGGAAAUGAUUAUGAGAUUUAUGAAGAUUCUCGAACUAUUGGACAUCCAGUCACCAACCCAAAUGAUACCAUGAAAAUUUUGAAAGAGUUGUUCCAGCUCUGA
Molecule: messenger RNA, 771 nt
Organism: Melampsora larici-populina 98AG31
Lineage: Eukaryota; Fungi; Basidiomycota; Pucciniomycetes; Pucciniales; Melampsoraceae
Exons: 8
Coding region: 1-771 (256 amino acids)
Biological process (GO): protein N-linked glycosylation; mannose metabolic process; GDP-mannose biosynthetic process
Cellular component (GO): cytosol
Molecular function (GO): phosphomannomutase activity
Source: RefSeq, a predicted model, not a curated record